AUGGGUGAAUAUCUUAUUUUAUUUAAUUUUUUAAUCUCUGUGUGCCGUCAAGUCGAAGGUCAGAACCUGGGGACGGACAACGUGUCGGUGAUCGAGGGGGAGACGGCCACCAUCAGCUGCAGAGUGAAGAACAACGACGACUCCGUCAUCCAGCUGCUCAACCCCAACAGACAGACCAUCUACUUCAAAGACGUUCGACCUCUGAAGGACAGCCGGUUCCAGCUGGUGAAUUUCUCUGACAAUGAGCUGCGUGUGUCUCUGUCCAACGUGUCACUCUCCGAUGAGGGACGCUACGUGUGCCAGCUCUACACAGAUCCUCCUCAGGAAGCCUACGCGGACAUCACGGUCCUGGUCCCACCAGGUAGUCCAAUCAUCGAAAGCCGUGACGAUGUGGUCAACGAGGGGAAUGAGACGGAGCUCACCUGCAUAGCCAUGGGCAGCAAGCCAGCCGCCUCCAUCAGAUGGAUGAAAGGCAAGGAAGAACUGACAGGUGAGACAACAGUUGAAGAGAUGUACGACAGGAUGUUCACAGUCAGCAGCAGGGUGAGAUUUUCUGUUACCAAAGAGGAUGAUGGAGUGCCAGUGGACUGCAUCAUUGACCACCCAGCUGUGAAGGACCUCCUGGCUCAAAGACACUUGGAAGUGUUAUAUAAACCUGAAGUGAAGAUUGUGGUGACAUAUCCUGAAGGUUUAACUCGAGAGGGGGACAAUCUAGACUUGACAUGUAUUGCAGAAGGAAAACCACAUCCCCAUCGGAUCAACUGGCUGAGAGUGGACGAGGACGUGCCGCCUCACGCUGUGGUCACGGGCUCUGAACUGUACAUCGAAAACCUCAACAAGUCUUACAAUGGCACCUACCGCUGUGUGGCGUCCAACACUGUGGGAGAGGCCUACGACGACUACAUUCUCUAUGUAUAUGAUGCUCCCACUACUAUCCCCUCACCCACCACCAAUCCAGCCAACACGCAAGACUCCAGAGCAGGCGAGGGGGCGCCACAGAAAAUUGACCAUGCUGUCAUUGGAGGAGUGGUUGCCGUGGUGAUGUUUGCCAUCCUCUGUGCACUCAUUGUUCUUGGUCGAUACUUCGCCAGACACAAAGGGACUUACUUUACACAUGAAGCCAAAGGGGCAGACGACGCAGCCGACGCGGACACGGCCAUCAUCAACGCCGAGGGCGGGCACAACAACACAGACGAGAAGAAAGAGUACUACAUCUAAAGUGGACGUGUUGGGGUGUGUGUCGCACUCUGAUUGGUUACGGUCAGGCUUGGGGAGGGAGGGGGAGGUUGAGGUGUGGAUGGUGAAAAGAACAAAAGGAAAUGUGGGAAAUAGGACUGGCAUGGCCAUGUGGGAAGAGGCGUUUCUGAGCCUCCUGUCUGACCCUUCCUGGACUGCUGGGGCCUAUUCUGUACAGUUCAAUUAUUUUACAGACUAUUUUGUGCCUUGUUCUAUUUCUUUUGUUUAUUUUUCCUUUCUUUCCCACAUGCUUGUUGGAUUGGAUUUUUCUUUUAUCCAUGCACUCCACCUGAUCCUUUGUUGCGUUUGGCUUUAGGAGGAGAUUAAAGGUGUAGAUUAAGGUGUUUGUCUAUGUGUGCUGCAGCUAGCUCUUUGCUCGUGUACCUGGAUCUGAGAACCACUGUCCGCUAGAUGCCACCUUAUCCGCACUUCAUGCAUAAUCUCCACACUUCCAGUAAUUUGAACACGUUGUCGACACAUUUCUUCUUGCAGGGUCAAAGUCCAAUUAUGGCUGCAGAUCCAGAGCUUUUACCUGCAUGACUCGCACAGCAGCUCUGACGGCUUUGUGGUCAGGUCAACCAUAUCGAAUACCAGUGUCGCAACUUACUAAUCAAUCCUCAUCCCAGAAUGAGUAUUUGUCACCUGGAAUUGGAGCAGAAGUACAGUGAAGUUCCUUUGCUCCAAACUCCAAAGUGCAGCUGCUUCCUUAAUAGUCUGGAGAUAAAAAUCUGACAGUUAGUCGACGUGAGCUCGGUGUUGGUGGAAGUGCUCACAUCAGGCUCGCUGCAACAGUUACACUUUCUGCAGAUUAAAUCAGAACCAUUCCUUCUUUCUUUGGGUGUUUCUGCCAAUUCGGUGGACGACAGUAAAGCCGCACAGGCAGAUAACAUCUAUUGUAAUCUGCUUUUUGUUGUUGUUGUUGUUGCCGUUGUAAUCAUGCUCAGAUCUGCUGUAAGUCGGUGAAAAUCUGGUCGGGAGGAAUCAUGUUUCCAUCUAUUUGUGCUAGUUUUGGUAAUUAUUUUGUCGGCAUUUGUUUUUUGAUAAAUGGACCAAAAGCAG
Messenger RNA from Thalassophryne amazonica, 2295 nucleotides. Its product is annotated as cell adhesion molecule 1-like. NCBI's taxonomy places the organism in Eukaryota, Metazoa, Chordata, Actinopteri, Batrachoidiformes, Batrachoididae. Bases 1 to 1218 code for a protein of 405 amino acids. The transcript is spliced from 9 exons. Gene Ontology annotation, cellular component: neuron projection; synapse; plasma membrane. Gene Ontology annotation, molecular function: signaling receptor binding. Gene Ontology annotation, biological process: detection of stimulus; susceptibility to natural killer cell mediated cytotoxicity; cell recognition. The record is from RefSeq and is a predicted model, not a curated record.